GGCCGGAAGUGGGGGCUGCCCCUCGGUAGCGUGGGGGCUUCUGGGCCGCGGCCUAGGUGUGGGACCGGGACAGCGGUAGCGGGCGGUUCCGGGUUGGCCAGUCCGGGUAAGGGGGUGUGUGUGGUUGAAGUGAAUCCUGCUAGGAGCUCUGGGGACCCCCACUGUAGGAAGCUGUCGCCUGGUGGUCAAGCGUUCGGUUUUGAAUUCAGACCUGGGUUCCAUUCCUUGCGGUGCGACCUUGGGCAGGUGCUGGAACCUCACGGCCUUAGUUUCCUCAUCUGUAAAACGGGGACAAUGAUAAGACUACAGAAAGCUUUUAUCACAUUAUGGGGCAAGAAGUAGGCCAGCUCAGUGGACUCCUUCCUUUCUUCAUGCGGUAUUUGUUGAGCGCCUACUAAGUACUAGGUGUUGUUCUGAGCGUUGGCUAUAACCCGGGGCAGGAGGCAAAGGCGUCUGCCUUGUGGUGGGGAGACAGAUAGGAAAUAAGAAAAUGAAUAUAUGGACAAGAUAAUUUCGGGAUAAUUUCAUAUAAUUACUAUGAAGACAGUAUAACAGGGUGAUAGGAACAGUGUUUUUCCAGUCCCUGCUUCACAGCUGCCCUGAGGUGCUUCAGGUCAGAGUUCACCCUCUGCCCCAUUUUGAAGAUGAAGAUCCUGAGGCCCAUUGAAGGGAAGGUACACUAAACCUGACGUUCACUUCCUGUUGGGGUGCUGUAAGAACUGUGAUAAUAAUACACUUGAUCUUAGCCAAAAGGCCAAGAAGCGAUAGAAUUUGAUAAUAAUAGCUAUUUGCUAGUUGGGCAUUUGCUGUGUGCCAGGUAUUGUGUUAAGUGCUUGCUGUGGCAUUGUAUCAUUUAAUAUCACACUAUCUCUAAGAGAUCCUAUGUUCAUUUUUUAAAAUCUUUUAAUGUUUAUUUUUGAGAGAGAGCGAGAGAGACAGUUUGAGUGGGAGGGAGACAGAGGCAGAGAGAGAGGGAGACAAAGAAUCCCAAGCAGGCACCAGGCUCUGAGCUGUCAGCAGAGCCCGAUGUGGGGCUCAGACUCACAAACUGUGAGAUCAUCACCUGAGCCGAAGUCCGAGCUUAACCAACUGAACUACCCAGGCCCCCCUGUUCAUUUUUUUUUUUUUUUUAAGUCUAUUUAUUUUGAGCGAGAGAGAGCAUGAGCACAUGUGCGCACGGGGAAGGGGCAGAGAGAGGGGGAGAGAGCAUCCUGAGCAGGUUCUUCACUGUCAGCACGGAGCCCUGACCUGGGGCUGGAACUCAGGGCUGGAACUCAUGAACCGUGAGAUCAUGACCUGAGCUGAAACCACGAGUUGGGUGCUGAACCGACUGAGCCACCCAGGCUCCCCAAUCCCGUGUUCCUUUCUACAAAUAAGGGACUGAGACUCUGAGAGGUCAAGUGAUUUGCUUUAUACUGUCCAGCAAUUGACCGAAGCCACAUCUGUGAUGCAAGAGUCGAGGCUCUCAACACCUGUAUUAUGCUACCUCCCUGAGAGCUAGUGUGUUUCAUACCAAUGUGCCCCUUAUGGUGGUGUGUCAAAGUGCCUGGCACAGUUUCUGGCACACAGAGAAGCUCAAGACCUGAUGUGCUUUUCACUGGAGUGUUUUCACUUAGAUCUCAUGUAAUCCUCACCACCACCUUGUGCAGAAUGUAUUGUUCACCGUUCACAGGUGAGCCAUUUGUGAUCCAGAAAGGGUCACAUGGCUUUUGUCUGGUGGCACCUUCCCUCCCCCUUUCCAUAGGGCUCACUAUGGUGCCUUGGAAGUAAUAGGGUGCUCCUCAGCCAGCAUCCAAUCAGAAUGGGUUUCAGAACCUGCAAGGAGAACUGUGAAGGAGGACAGAUACCUGGGGAGGUUAAAGAGCUUUUUCAAGGCAGUUGAAACCUGGAUCAUGGAGCCUUCUAAAGAAGAUGGCAGUGAACGUAUACUCGACGUCCGUCACCAGUGAUAACCUAAGUCGACAUGACAUGCUGGCCUGGAUCAAUGAGUCUCUGCAGCUGAAUCUGACAAAGAUCGAACAGUUGUGUUCAGGGGCUGCCUAUUGUCAGUUUAUGGACAUGCUGUUCCCUGGCUCCAUUGCCCUGAAAAAAGUGAAAUUCCAGGCUAAGCUAGAACACGAAUACAUCCAGAACUUCAAAAUACUACAAGCAGGUUUUAAGAGAAUGGGUGUUGACAAAAUAAUUCCUGUGGACAAAUUAGUAAAAGGAAAGUUUCAGGACAAUUUUGAAUUUGUUCAGUGGUUCAAGAAGUUUUUUGAUGCAAACUAUGAUGGAAAAGACUAUGACCCCGUAGCUGCCAGACAAGGUCAAGAAACUGCAGUGGCUCCCUCCCUUGUUGCUCCAGCUCUGAACAAACCGAAGAAACCUCUCAGCUCUAGCAGUGCAGCUCCACAGAGGCCCAUUGCGACCCACAGAACUACUGCAACCCCUAAGGCUGGCCCAGGUGUGGUGCGAAAGAAUCCUGGUGUGGGCAACGGGGAUGACGAAGCAGCUGAAUUGAUGCAGCAGGUCAACGUAUUGAAACUUACUGUUGAAGACUUGGAGAAAGAGAGAGAUUUCUACUUUGGAAAGCUAAGGAACAUUGAAUUGAUUUGCCAGGAGAACGAGGGGGAAAACAACCCUGUAUUGCAGAGGAUCGUGGACAUUCUCUACGCCACAGACGAAGGCUUUGUGAUCCCUGAUGAAGGGGGCCCACAGGAGGAGCAAGAAGAGUAUUAACAGCCUGGACCAGCAGAGCAACAUCCGAAUUCUUCACUCCAAAUCAUGUGCUUAACUGUAAAAUAUUCCCUUUUAUUAUUCUUAGAGGACUCACUGGUUUCUUUUCAUGAGCAAAAAGUACCUCUUCUUAAAGUGCACUUUGCAGAAGUUUCACUCUUUUUCCAAUGAGUUUGAGUUAGGAGCUUUCACCUUGUAGCGGAGCAGUAUUAACACCUAGCUGGCUCACCUAGGGAGCAGAGAGGCCGACCAUGGGGCUCCCCGUGUGGACGCUGGUAACACUGAUUGCUGGAGACGGUGUUUUUAUGUAAUGCACUGAGGUGGAGACCUCAGUAGAGAAAUGUAAAGACUGAUUUGAAUUUUAAGCUAAUGUGAAAUCUUGGCAGAGAACGUUUUAAUAAAUAAAUGCCUUAAGAGUAUUUAAAAUAUGCUUCCAUAUUUCAAAAUAUAAAAUGGAACGUGACAGAUUUACGUGUUUGACAUUGUGUCUGGGAAGGAAGGGCCAGACCUCUGGACCUUUGGUAUCUGCUGUUCACAGGCCUUGCAGGGCUGUUUGAAUCUGCAAAGGCCUACACCUUGGCCCAGAAGGAAAGUUUAAAAAGUUGCUCUGUAAAGCCAUUUGGUGUCCUUGACCAGUUGUAUCCCUGCCCUGAGAAGCAAGAGGCAUUGUUGCCUGGACGAACAGAGGGUGUGUUUCAGCCCUGACAUGUUUGAGUUGUAGAGCUUCAAUUUCAGUGAACAUUUCUCUGACCAUUUUUCCAGUUAUCCCUGAAAUUUCUAUGUAUUGUGUUUUUUGGGAAAUGAGGUGUGUCCAGUUUUUAAAUCUAACAACUACUUUUGGGGACUUGCCCACAUCUCUGGGAUUUGAAUGGGGGUCGUGUCCCAUUUUACUGUCUUUUAAGUUUACAUUGAACAUGUUUCUCUUCUCUGCUCCCCUUGCCCACUGGGGACUCCUCUUUGGCUCCUUAAAGUUUGCUGCUUAGAGUGUAAGUUCAGCAGGCAGGUGGUCACGCUGCAAGUUCUUUCUGGACCUCUGGCAAAGGGAGUGACCAGUGAAGGCCAUCGCUAUCUUGGGCUCUGCAAGGCUGGGUGUUCUUGGUACCUGCUGUCCACAGCCCUCCACUGUUAUCGGAAUACUUUGCCAGUGCACUAAUCUCUUUGGAGAUAAAAUUCAUUAGCGUGUUACUAAAUGUUAAUUUUCUUUUGCAGAAAAUACAGUGCCGUGUCUGAAUUAAUUAUUAAUAUUUAAAAUAUUUCAUUCCUUAACUCUUCCUCAUUUGCUUUACCCCUAGCCUAUUCAGUUCCUUUGUUUGGCAGAAUUCUGCAAAAUGUGUGUCACCCACUACUGAAGAUUGUUCAGCCCCUGAUGUAUUUGUAUUGAUUUGUUUCUGGUGGUAGCUUGUCCUAAAAUGUGUGUAGAAAGCAGAUAUUUUAUGAUAAAAUUGUUGUGUAGUGCAUGCUCUGUGUGGGAUUCAGAGGAAAACCCAGAUUCAGUGAUUAACAAUGCCAAAAAAUGCAAGUAACUAGCCAUUGUUCAAAUAACAGUGGUGCUAUUUCUCUUUUGUGGCCUUUUAGACUUUUGUUGCCCUAAAAUUCCAUUUUAUUGGGAACCCAUUUUCCACCUGGUCUUUCUUGACAGGGUUUUUUUCUACUUUAAACAGUUUCUAAAUAAAAUUCUGUAUUUCAAGA
Panthera uncia (snow leopard) is the source of this 4404-nucleotide messenger RNA. It is a transcript of the gene MAPRE1, whose product is annotated as microtubule associated protein RP/EB family member 1. Gene Ontology annotation, biological process: regulation of microtubule polymerization or depolymerization; protein localization to microtubule plus-end; spindle assembly. NCBI's taxonomy places the organism in Eukaryota, Metazoa, Chordata, Mammalia, Carnivora, Felidae. Bases 1912 to 2718 code for a protein of 268 amino acids. The transcript is spliced from 7 exons. Gene Ontology annotation, cellular component: microtubule plus-end; spindle midzone; cytoplasmic microtubule. The record is from RefSeq and is a predicted model, not a curated record. Gene Ontology annotation, molecular function: microtubule plus-end binding.